Messenger RNA from Ilex paraguariensis (yerba mate), 2187 nucleotides. NCBI's taxonomy places the organism in Eukaryota, Viridiplantae, Streptophyta, Magnoliopsida, Aquifoliales, Aquifoliaceae. The record is from the annotation of a GenBank genome assembly.
AUGGAAUCGACUUCUUCAACAUCAAGGUUUCGAUUCAGAGAUCAUAACGAAGAAACGGCCGACGGAGACUUGACGAAUGGCCGGAUCGGUUCAGACUCUUCGUCGGUUUCCAGUGACGGUGACGUCGAGUCCGAGAUCGAGUCAAUGACCGGGAAGGGUAUUAAGCAUCUUUGUUCAGAACUUCUUGAGCUAAAGAGGGAGUCAGAUGAGGAUUUUCAGAAAAGCAUCUUUUCCAAUUAUUCAGCCUUCCUUGGAAUAUUUGAAGAGAUGCAAGGCAUGGAAAAUGAACUGAUGCAAUUGAAACACCAUGUUUCUACACAAAAAAGGCUCGUGAAAGACCUCACAGAUGGUAUCUAUAUGAUGGUUAUAGCAGAUGAGACAGUAGAAUCAAUGAUUGGAGUGACUUUACAUAAGUCAUCCCCUCUGAGCCUGUUAGAGGCUCACACUGAAGAUGUUUCAGAAAUUUUGGAUACUCUUCUGUCAGAACACAGGGUAGAUGAAGUUCUUGCUUUUCUUGAGAUAGAAGCGGGAACAUUUCAGAGUAUGCAGUUGGAAGAAAAUCUUUCCUCUGAUGUGUUUGUGUCUUAUACCUCCAUGAUUUCAGAAAGGAGAGCAAUGCUCGCUGACCAACUGAUUAAAGUGGCUGAAAAUCCUAGAUUACCUCCUGCAGAAUUGCAAAAGGCAUUGGCUGGACUUUGCAGACUUGGCAACAAUUCUCUUGCGGCUAAGUUAUUGCUUAAGUACUACCAUUCACGCAUUUUGUCUGGUAUAUGUGAUUUGCAGUCCUCAAAAACAAAUUUUCAUGGCAUAUACAUUCGUGAAACUGCAAAAUUUGUCUUUUCUAUGAUCUCUCAGGCAGCAAGGAGUUUUGUUGUCAUAUAUGGAGAAACGUCUCCAUAUACCUCAGAACUAAUGAAGUGGGCAUUUGAAGAAACUGAAGUAUUUUCUACUUGUUUAAACAAAUAUAUUAAAUCAAUAUCAGAAAUUAGUGGCGGAUUGUCAACAGCAGUGGAAGCUGUGCAGUUUGCAAUGGCUUAUUGCUCUUUGUUAGAAACCCAAAGAAUUGUGUUGCAGCCAUGUUUGAUAAAACAUAUACGUGAUUGUAUGGAAGAGGUGCUACAGAUCCAUGUAGACCACUUUAAGAAAGUCAUCUAUAUUUUUACAUCGGCUGAUGCUUGGGUCUUGGGCAGAUAUCUUGUAUCAGGAAUUUUUUGUGAAGGGAGGGCCUCUGUGGUUAUUGGUCAACAACUAGAAUAUUGCAUGCUGACUAACAGCGGCAGGAAGUUUGUGACACUGUUACAGGCUAUUACAGCAGACCUUUCUCCUUUAGUUUCCCUUCAAAUGGAGGGUCCAAUCCUCAGAGGACUCGUCGACCUCUUCAUGGAGUAUAUUGUCGUCCUAGAAAGAGCCCUGGCUACUGAUAUGAUUGCCACUGAAGAAGCUGGUUCAAGAAUCAAUUUGGCAGAGACACUUGCACAACAAGUUUCUCUAUUAGCCAACUUAUCAACACUUGUGCAGUUUUUCUCUGGCAUAGUGAGAAAUGUCUUUAAGAACAUCAAUCAUUUGAAUUUUGAGAUCGAUAGUUAUAUACUAUAUAUUGAAGAGGCUUGUGGUCGACUUAGAACUCAUUUCUGCGAGCAAUUCAUACAUAAAAUACUGUCUUGUGAAGGUUACCAUGGACUUACUGUAGAAAGUUGCAUCAAUAGCCAGGAGGAUGGUUCUAACAUGUUUGGCAAUCUGGUGCCCUCUGUUUGUUAUCAGGGAUUGUUUGUAGAACUAAGGAAAUUGCAAAAGCUAGUAGAAGACAAUUUUGUUGUAGUAGAUUGGUUGAUGGAUCUACUGAGGGAACUAAUGGAGGCCAUAUUUGAUUGGAUCUCGAGUAACAAAGAUAUCUGGACAAUUAGGGAAGAGCAUUUGACAGAUGAAGAUUUUGACCAUUUCAUGCAGCUUGUUCUGGACAUGCAUUUCCUGGUGGAAAUUGCUAGGUGCCAAGGCUACCUAACUGACAACAUGAAGAACGCCUGCAGGGUUACUGUAUCUCACAUGGAAUCUGUCUUCACCUAUGCAGGGUUGAAUCCUAAAAGGGGUGUAAACAAUAAUGAGUGGGGCUGUAAAUGCUGCUACAAAUGCCCUUCUAAAGCUACAAGAGAUUGCAGAGACAGAACUACUUUCAGACGAAACUCCUGA